Medicago truncatula (barrel medic) is the source of this 1044-nucleotide messenger RNA. RefSeq lists its product as uncharacterized. The transcript has a single exon. Lineage: Eukaryota; Viridiplantae; Streptophyta; Magnoliopsida; Fabales; Fabaceae. The record is from RefSeq and is a predicted model, not a curated record. The coding region runs from base 91 to 819 and encodes 242 amino acids.
GUUCAAGUAACUAAUUAUUUCUGCUAAGCCUAACAACAAUACUCACAAAGUUUUUCAUUCUUCUGAUUUUCCAAAGCCGCCGCCAAACAUAUGGAACAUGAAUCUAUCUUGAAGCUCUUUGAUUCUUUCUGGUUUCAGUUUAACAUUUUGAACAGAAACACAACUUCAUCAGUAACAUCAACGUGUUCUGAACAAAAUCUUAAAGAUUCUCAGAACAAUGAAACAUCAUAUGAAGGACCAAAACUCACACGGAUCCGAACUGUUCAUAACAGAUCCAUGAGUGACCAAUCUAUUGCAUGUUUUAACCAUGAUUCUCUUUCACCAGACUCUGUUCUUAAUAUCAUUCCUUCAAAGCUUCAAACUAUUCUUUCAGGUAAAGAAGUAACAGACUCAGAAGAUGAAAACAACCUAGUACAAACACAAACUUUGUUACCUAAGAAGAACAACAAUAUCAACAAGGUUGUUAAGAAGAAAAGAGAAAGUAAGAGUUUAUCUGACCUUGAAUUUGAGGAGCUAAAAGGUUUUAUGGAUCUGGGUUUUGUUUUCUCAGAGGAAGAUAAAGAUUCAAGCUUGGUUGAAAUUAUUCCUGGGUUACAAAGACUUGGGAAGAAAAAUGAAGAAGAAGAAGAAGAAGAAGAAGAUGUUUAUGAUGAAUCUGUGGUUCAAAGACCUUAUCUUUCCGAAGCUUGGGAGGUUUAUGAUUGGAGAAAAAAAGAGAAACCUUUGGUGAAUUGGAAAGUUCCUGCAAUGAACAAUGAAAUUGACAUGAAAAAUAGUCUCAGAUUGUGGGCACAAACUGUUGCUUCUACUGUUAGAUGAUGAGAUGAUGCAGUUCAUGUUUCAUAAAUCUAAUUUUUUUUUUCUUCUUUCUCAAAUAUACAUUUUUGCUAAAUAAUAUCCUUGAAAUUGUUUGGUUUAUACUUUUAGUUUUAGGAUAAUGUAACAUUUUUUCUGUGUAGUUAUUUCCCUGUCAAUUUUUUCUGGAAUUUGACAUUCCAUUGUAAUGUGUAAUUUUUGACAAGAGAGGAAUGAAAUUUAAUUCAG